GUUCAUCUAUAUACGACUUGGUGUAAUAAAUCGUAAAAAAACCUAUUGAUCGUGAAUGUGUAGCUAAAAGUGAAAAAUGCAAAAGUGUUUAUAAUAUUUCAUUGGAAUAAUUGUAUGUUGUGUUUCUGGUGAGAAUGCCUGUUGAAUACGUUUGCGUGGUUGAAGACGAAGGGGAUGAACCCAUUGAGCUUCCGACUGAAGAAGAUGGAACACUACUUUUGUCGACGCUAACAGCACAGUUCCCUGGUUCUUGUGGAUUGAAGUACAGACAUUCUGAAUCGAAAUUUAUUCGAGGUGUUCGAUUGGUCGACGGAUGCAUGCAUCCGCCUAUGGCAGAUGGAUGGGAUAACGAGACUUACAUUUGUGUCUUUCCUAAAGGAAGGAAGAAUUCAACAGAUGCCCUGCAAAGUUUUUGUAGGAAAAUGCACAGAAGAUCUGACGGCCGAUGAUUUGCAAGAAUAUUUUUCGAGUUUUGGCGAAGUUACUGAUGUUUUUAUCCCUAAACCCUUCAGAGCUUUCAGUUUUGUUACGUUUUUAGACCCUGAUGUGGCACAAAGUCUUUGUGGAGAGGAUCAUAUUAUAAAAGGAGUAUCAGUACACAUAUCAAAUGCAGCGCCAAAAUCGGAUCAAAAUAGGAAUUUUAAUAACGGUCAAAACACUAAUCAAGCCAACAAUCGUGUCGGGACAAAUGAUUCUUAUUACAAUCAGCAAAAUAAUUCGUGGCCAUCCGGACAAAGGAGCAAUAUCGAUAUGCCAAAUUUACAAAACCUCGGUAUCAAUUCUCAAGGACAAAAUAGCAGGACAAUGCCGCCGGCGCAGAACAUGCAAAAUCCCAUGGGAAUGGGGACAAUGAAUGUUAAUGCAUUACCAUUAAAUCCUGCAGUAGUAGCGGCCGCCCUCAAUCAGGCCGGCUGGGGCCUCAUAGGCAACAUGCAGCAGCAGCAGAGCCGACAGGAGCCGAGCGGAUACCCGAGCAGCUCCGUCGGAUCGAACACCAUGACGACGCCGCAGCAGCAGCAGCAGUCGGGGAAUUACAACUGGAUGGCGCAGGCAUCGAACACCGAUCAUAUGAACCAGCAACGUGGUAACCAGACGUGGGCUGGACAAGGCAUACCCACACACAUGUCUCACGACAUAAAAACGAGCGCCUACAAAUAUGAGAACUGAAAAAAAAAAGUUUUGAAAAUGUCGUCGUAUGUUUAUUAAAAAAGAAGGUGCAUGAUUAUGAUGAUGAUGAUAUAAUUGUAUUAUAUUUUUAAUGAUGGAUCAUAUUCUAAACGAAAUGUGAAUAUGUAUUAUAUUCAAGUCCGUGUGUGUAGUCGGUUUGUUAAUUUUCGGUUUGUACAAAAAGGUAAAAAUGCUUGAUGGUUUUGAAUGUAUAAAUAUUAUUAUUAUUUGCUUUACAUUUACAAUUUGUGUCUGAAUAUACAAU
Ctenocephalides felis (cat flea) is the source of this 1432-nucleotide messenger RNA. Its product is annotated as TAR DNA-binding protein 43-like. Gene Ontology annotation, molecular function: RNA binding. Gene Ontology annotation, biological process: regulation of gene expression. NCBI's taxonomy places the organism in Eukaryota, Metazoa, Arthropoda, Insecta, Siphonaptera, Pulicidae. Gene Ontology annotation, cellular component: nucleoplasm. The record is from RefSeq and is a predicted model, not a curated record.